Molecule: messenger RNA, 1452 nt
Organism: Aspergillus nidulans FGSC A4
Lineage: Eukaryota; Fungi; Ascomycota; Eurotiomycetes; Eurotiales; Aspergillaceae
Gene: erg1
Product: squalene monooxygenase erg1
Exons: 2
Coding region: 1-1452 (483 amino acids)
Biological process (GO): sterol biosynthetic process; sterol metabolic process
Cellular component (GO): membrane; endoplasmic reticulum membrane
Molecular function (GO): flavin adenine dinucleotide binding; FAD binding; squalene monooxygenase activity
Source: RefSeq, a predicted model, not a curated record
AUGGCCACCACCCGUGCCAACGGCCACGCCAACGGCCAAGCCUCGAAACCUUCAGACGCCGCAGAGCUCCGCAGACGACUUCACCAUGAAGCCGACGUUGUAAUAGUGGGUGCAGGAGUGCUGGGGUGCGCGCUGGCGGUGGCAUUGGGGCGCCAGGGGCGUAGCGUCCUCCUCCUGGAACAGUCGCUCAAGGAGCCAGACCGCAUUGUUGGUGAACUCCUGCAGCCUGGAGGGGUCUCUGCCCUCGAGCAGCUAGGAUUGCGAGACUGCUUAGAGGAUAUUGAUGCCAUACCCACAAAUGGUUACUAUGUCACCUACCUGGGCAAGCCCGUCAAAAUCCCAUACCCCAGCCAAAGUCCCGGGGCGCCGCCACCGGAGGGCCGCUCGUUCCACCAUGGCCGGUUCGUGAUGAAGCUGCGCGAAGCUGCAGGGGCUUGUCCCAAUGUCACUAUCGUUGAGACAAAGGUUACGGACCUGAUCACCAGUUCCCAUUCCAAGCAGGUUCUUGGUGUGGAAUGCGUGACCAAGGAGUCCAAGGACUGCUAUUUCGGUCAGAUCACCGUCGUCGCGGACGGGUACGCCUCUAAGUUUCGAAAACAAUACCACCCUUAUACCCCGAAGGUUCGAUCGAAGUUCUGGGGGCUUGAGCUCAUUGAUGCGGAACUGCCGCAGCCACACUACGGCCAUGUCCUCCUAGAGCCUGAGCGCCCGCCCAUUCUCAUCUACCAGAUCGGAACUCACGAAACGCGAAUCCUCUGCGAUAUCCCCGAAAAUCUGCCCUCGGCGUCCGUCAAGAACGGAGGCGUAAAAGGUCAUCUCCGCAACGUCGUGCUCCCGUCCCUGCCCAAAUGCGUGCAGCCCUCCUUUGCUGCGGCGUUAGAUAAAGGUCAGCUGCGGUCAAUGCCGAACUCCUUCCUGCCGAGCGCGCCGAACAAGACACCGGGGUUAAUAGUGCUGGGUGAUGCGCUAAACAUGCGGCAUCCAUUAACUGGCGGAGGCAUGACUGUCGCUUUGAAUGACGUCGUCAUUCUCCGCGACUUGCUCAGCCCGGAGAAGGUGCCCAGACUAAGCGACACCAGACUCGUCCUCAAAAAGCUGUCCACCUUCCACUGGAGACGAAAGAUGGGGGCGUCUGUCAUCAACAUCCUAGCUCAGGCGCUGUACUCUCUCUUCGCUGCAGAUGACGAUAACCUCAAAGCCCUCCAACGCGGCUGCUUCCAGUAUUUCUCCAUGGGGAUGUACGAAACCCCCGUCAGCCUCCUCGGCGGCAUGCUCAAGAAACCAGAAGUCCUCUUUGCGCACUUCUUCACUGUUGCGUUCCUCUCACUGUGGAUGAUCAUCCGCGACUCCCCCCUGUACAAACUCCCGCUCGCAUUGAUCCGGUGCGCGCUUGUCUUUUGGACGGCGUGUGUUGUCAUCUUUCCUUAUAUGUUAAUUGAAGCCUUUUGUUAG